Molecule: messenger RNA, 234 nt
Organism: Chondrus crispus (carragheen)
Lineage: Eukaryota; Rhodophyta; Florideophyceae; Gigartinales; Gigartinaceae
Exons: 1
Coding region: 1-234 (77 amino acids)
Source: RefSeq, a predicted model, not a curated record
AUGUUCAUAGAUUUCCACAUCAUAACAUACAACCUGCCACACCUUCGACUUCGUACUGUGCGCAAUCGUCUGGAUUCCUUGACGCUUCCAGUCCCACAUUUUCUGCAACAUUACGCGCGUCGUCACAAUCAGGAGCAGCACUGCAACGCUGCGGGCGGGCUAUACACUUGGCGUCAACUGAGAGACGGGCCUCAUCUGGGGACGGCACAACAGACUGCGCGGAUCUGCCUAUAA